This is a messenger RNA of Dentiscutata erythropus, 2184 nucleotides long. The record is from the annotation of a GenBank genome assembly. NCBI's taxonomy places the organism in Eukaryota, Fungi, Glomeromycota, Glomeromycetes, Diversisporales, Gigasporaceae.
AUGGUUAGAAUUUAUUUACGUCCUGAUCAACUCGAAAUUCAAAAAACUACAAGAGAAGAAACAGAUAUAACGGAAGAAGGACUCAUUUUGUUUGAUUUACAAGGUGAUAUUAAAACUAUUGAUCCGAAAGUUUCAAAAAUUGGAUCAUUGACAUUUGAGAAUGGUAUCCCGAUUCUUCAAGUUGGUCAAUGGUACAUUACAGGAAAAGUUACGGAACUAGAAAAACCUAUAAUGGUUAUUAAAAAACGUGAAACCACUCACCCGACUGAUUCUCCUGGAAGGAGAGUAGAAUCAUUAAUUGCAGAAAGGCUAGAAGAUCUGAAUAUUAUGGAUUCUCACGAAAAUAUUGAUUAUGAUAUAGUUCAAAUAUUUAAAAAAGCCUAUACGCUUCAAGAUAAAAACAUGUUUAUAUUCGUGGUAGCUGAAGGAGUGGAAAAAGUCCAAAUUGAAUGUGACCUUACAGAUAACAUUCAAGACCUAAGAACUCUGAUCGCAAAGGAGUUUAAAAAUAAACGGUAUCCUCCUGAAACGCAGAGGCUUUUUUUUGGUGGUAAACAAUUAGAAGACGGGUUUACUCUCUUUCAUUACAAUAUAAGGCACCAAAGUACUGUCCAACUGUUUAAAAAAGUUGUUAUUACUGAAGAAAUUCUCGAACCAAAUCUUCCUGCAACGUCAUUACAAGAAGCAUCUUCAAGUUCCAAUAAUGAAGAUAACGAAGUACAUGUCGAACCGACUUUAGUAAUACAGCCUGCUGAAUAUGAGGAAGAAUAUGUUUGUAACGAAUGUAAUAACAAUGCGCGGAAGAAAUGUAAAGAAUGUGGUUGUAAUGUUUGCGGCCAAAAAGAUGACGAAGAACACACGGUUGUAUGUGAUGAAUGCCAAUACUAUUUUCAUUUUAAGUGUUUAAAACCUCCUCUAAUAACUCUUCCCGAGGACGAUUGGUAUUGUCCAGAAUGCAAACAUAAUGAUAAUGAUGUCAUUCUAGCUGGGCAAGGGCUUGACUUAAAAAAAUCAAAAAAGUCAAAAAUGCCAUCUGCGACUCAAACUAAAAAAUGGGGCGGCGGAGUUGCUUGCAUGGGUCGUAGUAAAAUAUGUGAGAUAGUUGAUCCCGAACACUUCGGUGCCAUCCCUGGUAUUCCUGUUGGAUACUCGUGGAAAUACCGCCUCCAUUGUUCAGAGUCAGGUGUUCAUCGUCCUCUUGUUUCUGGAAUUGCUGGAAGGUCUGAUGUAGGAGCGGUGUCGAUCGUAUUAAGUGGUGGUUAUCCAGAAGACAAAGAUGAUGGUGAAGAAUUCGUUUAUACAGGUUCUGGUGGUCGCGAUCUAAAAACCGGUAACAAACGUACGGCACCACAAACUUCAGAUCAAGAACUUACCAAAUUUAACAUGGCACUUGCUCGAACAUGUAACGCGCCUACUGAUGAAAGAAAAGGCGCAAAGGCUAAAAAUUGGAAAAAAAGCAAACCAAUUCGAGUCUGUCGGUCAGCAGGAUUAAGCAAGCAUAAUCCAAAAUAUGCACCAGAGGAUGGUAUACGUUAUGAUGGUCUAUAUAAAUUGGUUGAAUAUUGGCGAGAAAAAGGAAAGGCAGGCUUUUAUGUAUGGCGGUUUAGGAUGCGUCGUGAUGAUGAAGAACCGGCUCCGUGGACUAAAGAGGGGAAAAAGCGAAUUACCGACUUAGGUUUGAAAAUGUAUCUCCCCGAAGGUUUCGAGUUUAAGAAACGUUCCCGAGACGAUUCAAAGGAUGCUAAAAUCUCUAAAAAUGGAUCGUCUAGUGGUAGCACCUCGUCUAAGAAAAUUAAAAUCGAUCAAAAAUACGAUCCACCUGCCGCAUUAACCAAGCUGAUUAACAACGAUAAAAAGAAUGAUCGCGCAUGGAAGAUUGUUCUUUCAAAGGAAUACAAGACUUUAACUGAAUUCAUUUCAAUUGUCGCUGAUGAAGAAUUCAAAUGUCCCGUUUGUUUAGAACUUGUUCAAGCGCCUAUUACAACCCCUUGUACACAUAACGUGUGUCGCGAUUGCCUUCAACGCGCAUUUAAAGCUGACGGCCAUAAAUGUCCGCAAUGUCGCACUGAAUUCAAUCCAAAUCCGGAUCUUUUUCAAGUUAACGAGAAACUAGUAGCGGUACUACGUGAAAUUAUACCCACUUACUCUUAUUCUGAUCAAAAAAACAAAAAAAUUAAGGCUUAA